Molecule: messenger RNA, 3744 nt
Organism: Diversispora eburnea
Lineage: Eukaryota; Fungi; Glomeromycota; Glomeromycetes; Diversisporales; Diversisporaceae
Source: the annotation of a GenBank genome assembly
AUGUCCGCCUCUCUACAAAAGUUUUUCGGAAAAAAGCCAACCCAAGAAGAAAUGGUAAGAAAAUGGCAAAGAGACAUUCGGACUGAAGUACGAUCGUUAGACCGGACAAUAUCCGCUUCUGAAAAUGCGGAGAAAACAGCGAUAAAAGAAUUAAAAAAAGCCGCAUCAAAAAAUGACAUAAGCAGUUGUAAAACAUUUGCUAAUAGUUUGGUGGGGAUAAGGAAACAAAUACAAAAAUUACAUACAGCAAAAGCGCAAUUGAAUUCUAUUAAUUUACAACUUCAACAACAAUCAUCUACUCUAAAGGUUAUGGGAACUUUGAAAAAAAGUACAGAAGUGAUGAAGAUGGUUAAUGGAAUAACAAAAUUAGAAAUAGUAUCAAAAAGUAUGCAAGAAUUAUCAAUGGAGAUGACAAAGGCUGGUAUUCUUGAUGAAAUGAUUCAAGAUACAUUCGAAAAUUUGGAAGAAGAUAAUAUUGAAGAAGCAGCGGAUGAAGAAGUUAACAAAGUUCUUCUGGAAAUUACCAAUGGUAUCCUUGGAGAAGCUGGUGCAGUUGGAGCACCACUUGAGAGAAGAAAGCAUUCUCAUAGGCAUGACAGGAAUCGGAGUCGAGAACGUCAGAAAGAUUCCGGUGUUGAAAAAACUGGUGAUAGAUCUGUCGAAAAGUCUAGAGAUAGAAGUCGUAGUAGAGAGAGGGAUAGAGAAAGAAGAAGGGACAAAGAUCGACAUAAGGAGGACAGAGAAUAUAAAAGAUCAAGACAUUCAAGGACUGAAGUUGAAAAGGAAGUGAAAACAACUAAAGUCACUUCUGAGAGUCCUAAAGAAGUGAAAACAACCAAAGUCACUUCAGAGAGUCCCAAGGAUGCGGAAUCACAACCAAAUGCAGGUGAAAAUAAGCCUUCUUCUGAUUCUACAGCUGCCACUGUUGCAGCUCUACUUGAUCAAGAAGAAAAAAUUCGGCAGAGGCGUGAACGAGUUGAACAAUGGAGAAGAGAAAGGGAGGCGAAUAAAGCAGCGGAAGAAGCUGCUAAAAUUGCUUCAGAAGCCGAAGUUUGUGAACCUUCAAUAAUGGAAGAAGAUGAACAACAAAAUAAUAUAAACAAUAAAACUUGGACUCUGGAUGACGAUGACGAAGAUGACUCAAUGGAAGUUGAUAAAGUUAUUGAUAAUAAUAUGGAAUCAGUAGAUUUAUUACCAAUACCGAAACCUGUCGAUAAAGUCGAUUCGUUAAUUUCUCAAGUAAGAAGAAACCCAUUGCUUGCACUUGGUAGUAAAAAAGCGAAUAAUAAGAGCAGAGGAAAAGAGAAAGAGACAAAGGAGGCAAAAGAGGGUAAUUUUGAAGAAGAAAAAUUUAUGUCAACUUCAAAUAAUUUAGUUCAUGAAAACACGAAUAAUCAAAUGCAAGAUAAUACUGUAGAAGAAGAAGAAGACCCACUCGAUUCCUUUAUGAAAGAUGUAGAAGUUGAGGUUGAACAGUUAAACGAACUAGAUAAAAAGAGAGCAAAACAAGUGUCAAAAGGGAAAACCCGACUCGAAAGAUUGGAAUCUAUAACCAAUGAAGAUGAUGAUAUCGAAACGGAAGAAGUUAUUAGCGAUCCAGAAGAUAUACUUGCACUUGCAGCUAAAAAGCUAAAGAAAAAAGAUUUGGCAGCCGUUGAUCAUAAUCAAGUAAUAUAUGAGCCUUUCCGUAAGAAUUUUUACAUUGAACCUCCAGAAAUGUACGAUCUAACUCCUGAUCAAGUAGAUCUUAUAAGGGUAGAAUUAGGUGGAAUCAAAAUAAGAGGAAUUGAUUGUCCUAAACCAAUUCAAAAAUGGACUCACGCUGGAUUACCUGCUGCCUGUUUACACAUAAUAAAAAAAUUAAAUUUCGAAAAACCAACUCCUAUUCAAUCUCAAGCAAUACCUGCUAUAAUGGCUGGUCGAGAUGUUAUAGGAGUUGCGAAAACUGGAAGUGGAAAAACUAUAGCUUUUUUACUCCCAAUGUUUCGUCAUAUCAAAGAUCAACGUCCUUUAGAACAAAUGGAAGGACCUGUAGCUAUAAUCAUGACUCCUACCAGAGAAUUAGCUGUGCAAAUUCAUAAAGAGUGUAAACAUUUUUUAAAAGGAUUAAAUCUUAGGGCCGUUUGUGCAUAUGGAGGUUCGCCAAUAAAGGAUCAAAUUGCAGAAUUAAAACGUGGGGCUGAAAUUAUAGUCUGUACUCCAGGGCGUAUGAUUGAUUUGUUAUGUGCAAAUUCUGGACGAGUAACAAACCUGAAAAGAGUUACUUAUCUUGUUUUAGACGAAGCAGAUCGUAUGUUUGAUAUGGGCUUUGAACCUCAGGUGAUGAAAAUUGUUAAUAAUGUUCGACCCGAUCGUCAAACAGUAUUGUUUUCUGCUACAUUUCCGCGUCAGAUGGAAUCGCUGGCUCGUAAGGUUCUUAAAAAACCACUUGAAAUUACCGUUGGUGGACGUUCGGUUGUUGCGCAAGACGUAAAUCAAAUAGUCGAAGUUCGCGAAGAAAAUACUAAGUUUGUUCGAUUGCUUGAAAUUUUGGGUCAACAAUAUAAUGACGACCCAGAAGCUCGAACUCUCAUAUUUGUCGAUCGUCAAGAAGCAGCGGAUAAUUUAUUGCGAGAUCUGAUUCGUAAAGGUUACCCCUGCAUGUCUUUACACGGUGGAAAGGAUCAAUUGGAUCGUGACAGUACUAUCAGCGAUUUCAAAUCAGGAGUUUGUCAAUUGUUAAUUGCAACUUCUGUUGCUGCACGUGGCCUUGAUGUAAAACAGCUUAAGCUUGUUAUUAAUUUCGAAUGCCCAAAUCAUAUGGAAGAUUAUGUUCAUCGCGUGGGUCGAACAGGUCGCGCAGGUAAUAAAGGUACUGCUUAUACAUUUAUUACUCCGGAACAAGAUAGAUAUGCCAUGGAUAUUGUUAAAGCCUUAAAAUUAAGUGGUGUUAAUGUUGUUCCAGAGUUGCAACAUUUGGCUGAAGAUUUCCAAGAAAAGGUCAAAUUGGGGAAUGCAACAUAUUCAGGUUCAGGCUUCGGUGGAAAAGGUCUCGAGAGGUUAGAUGAAGCGCGAGACCUUGUUAAAAAAGCUCAAAGAAAGACAUAUGGUGAUGCUGAUGAUGUUACUUCAGAGGAAGAAAUAGAGGAAGAAGAACUCCCAAUUCAACAGCCAAAGAAAGAAGAGGCAAUUAAUGUCAAUGUUCAGCCUAUUACAAAAGCAACAAUUAUGUCUAAUGUCUCUACGGCUGAUCCUGCCGCAGUUGCUGCUCUUAAAGCAGCACAAGAAGCUGCAGCCCGUGUCAAUGCCAAAAAUGUUGGAACCAGCGGUGUUCAAAGAGCGAAAGAUAUCAUUGCUGAUAUCAAUGCUCGAUUUAAGGAAAAUUCAGUUCAAGGCACUGCAUCUGAGGCCGAUAAAUCAGAAAAUGCAGCAGAAUAUUCUGUUGAAAUUGAAAUCAAUGAUUAUCCACAAAAGGCCCGAUGGAAGGUCACUAAUAAGGAACAAAUUUCCCAAAUUACGGAACUUACAGGUGCUGCAAUUACAACACGUGGAACAUACUUUCCUCCUGGUCGUCAACCAGCACCUGGAUCAGGUGAAAGGAAACUUUAUUUAUUUGUUGAAGGUGAAAAUGAAUACGUGGUAGAAAAAGCCAAGAAUGAGAUAAAACGUAUAUUAACCGAAACCACAUUAAGUGCUAUUGAAGCCGAGGCACGAAAUCCGGGAAGCACUUCGCUGGGGGGAUAUGGCAAGUAUACGGUUGUUUAA